AUUUCCAUCUUCAGAAUGGAUAACUGGAGAGCCCUUUCCUCAAUUUAGAGGACAGUCAUUAGGAUCAGAACAUGGAACAGCUCAUGCUUAAGAAUGACAGCAUUUGCUUCAGUCAUGGCAUUUCAAAUUUCCAGCAGGAAAAAGGACAGCACAGCAUUUUUCCAGCAUUCAUGGUUCUUGUUAUCUGAGAGCAGGAUGUGCUAGAAUCACCAUUCCUGAAGGGAUUUAAAAGCAGUAUAGAUAUAGCACUUGGGGACAUGGUUUAGUGGAGGACUUGGCAUUGCUGGGGGGAUGAUUGGAUGCAAUGGUUUUACAGGGCUUUUCCAACUAACAAUUCCAUGAUCCUGUGAUUUCUCCCUGACAGAAUGGGAGCACACCAACUACAAUGCAGGAAAAUUGUGGUCAGAGUGAGUUCAGGGCAGAAGGUCAGUGUGGAGGGGCCAGAGACCUGAAUGGGGACAGAAGGGGGGGUGACUGCAAACUCUGCUUUCUGUCAUUUAUGACAUGACAUUUUGCUUUCUGCAGCAGUAAAUGCAUCCUGCUCACAUCAUCGAUGAGCCUUGGAGCUGUAGCACAUUCCCCUCCCUUCCUGACCUGUGCCAUGGGAGUUUGAGCUGCAGCAAUGACACAGGACAACUUCUCCCAGGUGACCGAAUUCAUCCUCCUGGGGCUCUCUGACACGCAGGAGCUGCAAUUCCUCUUCUUCACCCUCUUCCUCCUAGCCUAUGCCAUGGUCCUGCUGGGCAACCUCCUCAUCAUCGUGACAGUCAGGGCUGACCCCAAGCUCUCCUCGCCCAUGUACUUCCUCCUCUGCAAUCUGUCCUUCAUUGAUAUCUGCUACACCUCUGUCACUGCUCCCAGGGUGCUGGUGGCCCUGCUCUCAGGACACAAAGCCAUUGCCUUUGAGGGCUGCAUAGCCCAGCUGUUUUUCCUGCACUUUGUGGGUUCCUCGGAGAUGUUCCUCCUGACGGUGAUGGCGUUUGACCGCUACACGGCCAUCUGCAGGCCCCUGCACUACACGGCCAUCAUGGCCCGCAGGGCCUGCUGGGCCCUGGUUGCUGCCUGCUGGGUUGGGGGCUUUAUCCAUUCCAUUGUCCAGACUGUGCUCACACUCCAGCUGCCCUUCUGUGGCCCCAACACGAUCCACAGCUAUUUCUGUGACGUGCUACCCGUCGUCCGCCUGGCCUGCACUGACACCACCCUCACCGAGUGGCUCAUGGCCUCCAACAGCGGCCUCAUAUCCCUGGGCUGCUUCCUGGUGCUGGUGGCCUCCUACGUGCUCAUCCUGGCCAAGGUUCGGGCCUGCUUCUCCCAGGGGCACUGGAAGGCCCUGUCCACCUGCGCCUCACACGUCAUGGUCGUCACUCUGCUCUUCAUGCCCUGCAUCUUCACCUACCUGCGGCCUGCUGGGACCUUGCCCACCAACAAGUACAUCUGUGUCAUCUACACAACCUUCUCACCCAUGAUGAACCCCCUCAUCUACACCCUGAGGAGCAGUGAGGUGAAGGAAUCCAUGUGGAGACUGUGGAAGCGCUGCAGAGCCUCCUGAGACAAGCUCAGUUGGCAGAACCCUGGAGUUACACCCAGAGUUAACACCUGGAGUCACAUUCCUACUCAACUCCUACACAAUAAUGACUUAGUGGCUAAAGCCUGAAGACUUCAAAUUAUGUACAAAUACAUUUAUAUACCAAUAUAAUUAUUAAUAUUAAAAAUUCAUGCU
Parus major (Great Tit) is the source of this 1720-nucleotide messenger RNA. RefSeq names its product olfactory receptor 4D5-like. Lineage: Eukaryota; Metazoa; Chordata; Aves; Passeriformes; Paridae. The coding region runs from base 623 to 1549 and encodes 308 amino acids. The record is from RefSeq and is a predicted model, not a curated record. The transcript has a single exon. Gene Ontology annotation, molecular function: G protein-coupled receptor activity; olfactory receptor activity. Gene Ontology annotation, biological process: G protein-coupled receptor signaling pathway. Gene Ontology annotation, cellular component: membrane.